Aspergillus costaricaensis CBS 115574 is the source of this 744-nucleotide messenger RNA. RefSeq lists its product as uncharacterized. The record is from RefSeq and is a predicted model, not a curated record. Gene Ontology annotation, biological process: mRNA splicing, via spliceosome. Gene Ontology annotation, cellular component: U2-type spliceosomal complex; RES complex. Gene Ontology annotation, molecular function: RNA binding. NCBI's taxonomy places the organism in Eukaryota, Fungi, Ascomycota, Eurotiomycetes, Eurotiales, Aspergillaceae. The coding region runs from base 1 to 744 and encodes 247 amino acids. The transcript is spliced from 4 exons.
AUGCGGUAUCGACAAAUCACCGAUAACGGAGUUCUUGCAUUAAUCGAUUAUCAUUAUCUAACGGCUGAUUCGGCCACCGAGCGACCGAAGAAGAAGCGCAAGAAGACUAAGCAAGUUGAUACCGCCGCUGACGGCCCAAUAAUCACCGAUGACGAUCCGCUGGAACUGAAGAUCUCUGCGACCAAUAUGAUGAAUGAUGACGAAGGUCGCCCAGCAGUAGUAACAUGCGAAGCUGCGGACGCCAUUAUCGACUCCGCUGCCGCGGAAAAUGCGACACGAAGAAACGAGGGAGACAAUGAAGAUGCACCUGCUAUUGAGGGUGAAGAAGAAGACGAUGCAUGGGAUGGAGUCGGGUGUCGGGCAGGUUUACAGACUGCCACGCAGACUGCCGCCAUGGUUGCGGCACAGGAACGACGGAAGAAAGCCGAGGCUUCGACGUACAAGGAGAGUCCGGCUGGGGAGCAAGUGCAGGAAACAAUCCAUCGUGAUAUGUCUGGUCGUAUUAAUAAUGUGGCGAUGAAACGUGCCGAAGUGCGCCGAGCGGAGGAAGAGAAACGCGAGGAAGCACAGGCGAAGGAGGCACUCAUGGGCGACGCAUUUCAGCCGUAUCGGAAUGGCAUUAGAUCCGGCCAGCGAUGGGACCGGGUUGACCGGAGUAACGGCUCUGAGAAGGAAUGGUUCGCAGCCAGGAAUCGGACGAGCCGUCUGGAAACUUUGGAUUACGAGUGGCGGAUGGAUGAAUGA